This is a messenger RNA of Triplophysa rosa, 2747 nucleotides long. It is a transcript of the gene aqp9b, whose product is annotated as aquaporin 9b. The transcript has 6 exons. NCBI's taxonomy places the organism in Eukaryota, Metazoa, Chordata, Actinopteri, Cypriniformes, Nemacheilidae. The coding region runs from base 30 to 902 and encodes 290 amino acids. Gene Ontology annotation, molecular function: glycerol channel activity; water channel activity; urea transmembrane transporter activity. The record is from RefSeq and is a predicted model, not a curated record. Gene Ontology annotation, biological process: water transport; glycerol transmembrane transport. Gene Ontology annotation, cellular component: plasma membrane; basolateral plasma membrane.
UCAGAGACAUCUCAGCUUUCGGGGAAAGUAUGGACUUCGAAAAAAUAAGAAAACUGAAGGAGAGAUGUACCUUGAGGAGGGACAUCAUCAAAGAGUUUCUGGCGGAAUUGCUCGGGACGUUUGUAUUAAUACUUUUUGGUUGUGGAUCAGUGGCUCAGAGUGUUCUCAGCAGAGGGCCACAGGGAGAAAAUCUCACCAUCCAUUUUGGCUUUACUCUAGGCGUAAUGUUGGCUGUGUACAUGGCAGGAGGGGUGUCAGGAGGACAUGUGAACCCAGCUGUUUCUCUGGCUAUGACUGUCCUAGGAAAACUCCCAUUAAUUAAAUUCCCUGUUUAUGUGGCAGCCCAAUUUUUAGGUGCCUUUCUUGGGUCUUGUGCUGUCUUUUGUCUGUACUACGAUGCCUUCACAGAUUUCUCUGGUGGAAAUCUAACAGUGACUGGUGAUAACGCCACAGCAGGGAUCUUUGCAUCGUAUCCACGAAAAAAUCUCAACUUGUUUAAUGGAUUCAUUGAUCAGGUGAUUGGCACAGGGGCCCUGGUCCUCUGUAUUCUAGCCAUUGUAGAUAAGAGGAAUAUUGGGGCACCUAGAGGAUUGGAACCGUUGGUCAUUGGCUUGAGCAUCAUGGCUAUUGCAGUGUCUAUGUCGCUGAACUGUGGCUAUCCCAUCAACCCUGCCAGAGAUCUUGGACCUAGGCUCUUCACUGCGAUGGCAGGAUGGGGAAAAGAGGUGUUCAGCGCUGGAGACGGCUGGUGGUGGGUUCCAGUCGUCGGACCAAUGGUGGGAGGUGUGGUCGGGGCUGUAAUCUACUACCUGAUGAUUGAGCUGCACCACCCUGAGCCUGAGAAGAACUUUGAGGAUGACAGAAGUGUGAAAGAUAAAUAUGAAAUGAACGCCGUAAACUAAAAAGAGAGGAAAAGAUUGUGUCUUUCCUUUGCCAAGCAAGGCGCUCUUAUUUGUUGCACACUUUCUUCUUCUGUCUUUUCCUCUAGACGUCUUUGACUCUGUCAUGGAUCAGAGAACAGAACUGUGUCCUGUGUCUAUGUUUUACUUCUCGUUAAUUUUCCAAACAUUAGGUAUUUCACUAAAAACGUAGUAAAACUUUUUUUACUAAUAUCAGGCAGCUAUUUAAAUGGAAUAUUGUCCAAACCCGCUUGUCGUUGGCAGGGUUGCAGGAGGCUCAAGGCCAAGCAUCUCAGGCCAUAGAAAGAAAAACACUUUGGAAAAAUGUCCAGUCCAUCUCAGUGUUACUACUGAAUACUUAAAGGGAUAGUUCACCCAAAAAUGAAAAUCCUGUCAUCAUUUCCUCACCCUCAGGCUGUUUCAAACCUGUAUACAUGUCUUUGUUCUGUUGAACACAAAGAAAUAGAUUUGAAAGAAUGUUAGAAAUUUUCACUUCUGGGGCAUCAUCCACUACCAUAGUAGAAACAAUAUUGUAUAUUAAUUUUUGUUCUGUUGAACACAAAAUGAGAUAUUUUGAAGAAUCAAUGAAAACAAACAGUUCUGUGGCACCUCUGGCUACUGUUUAAUUUGUCCUACUAUGGUAGUCAAUUAUGUUCCAGAACUGAAAAUUGCUAACAUUCUUCCAAAUAUCUUUCACUGUGUUCAUCAAAAUAAAGUAAUUUAUAAAGGUUUGUAACAACCUGAGGGUAAGUAAAUGAUGACUGAGUUUUCAUUUUUGGGUGAACUGUCCCCUUAAUUAAAUUUUCCUCGGUUUAUAUUGAUAAGUGAAGCAUAACAUGAGGAAUUCUUUGGCUUAGAAAAAUGGUGAAUAACCAGAAAAUGGAAAGCACAUUACAAAUGUUCAUUGAGCAAACAGAGUAAAACCUCAGGUAGGAUCCAUUAGACAUGGACCACAGAUAAAUAAACCUCUUGUGUGAUCAGGAUUUUUAUAGAUGGAACGCAUCCACAGGACAGCUUUCUUAAAGAAUCGGUAUUUUACAUUGGCACACCAGUGCCAGUAAAAAAUUAGGUGCUAACGGACACUCCAUAUUAUUACCCCUGGAAUGAUCUAUUCAUUAUCUUUCUCAGGUUUCCCUUUUUGUUGACACAGAUGAUGCAGGUUAUCCAGAAUAUGUAUAGAGAGCUGAAACGCUCCAGGGUAGUAAUUCCCUUCCUUUCUCUGUCACUCUUUCUUUUUUUCUGACCUAAUACGUUAUAUAUUUUUAUCUUCUCAUGUUAGCUUGCACAGAGCAUCCACCUAACUUAUAUAACUUGCCAUUAGAAGAUUGAAGCCACUAAAAUAAAGGAAGAGAAAAUUCUAAAAGUAGAUGAACAGGCAUCAUUGUCAAGACAGGAUGAAUUGAUUUAAUACAACAAAUGAAUAGAAGGACAAUCAGCUGCAUGCCUAACUGCUGGUAAAGAAACAUGCAUGAGAUAAGAGGGCAAAAGUCAAAAUGCAUGCUAAAAAUAAACAUGCCAUGAACUAUUGCUUCUAAAGUAUAAAUAAAUAUGCAUGCUAGAGUGUAUCACAAACAUUUAGAACACAAAGUAUAUAUGAUAUGUGAUUAUGUAUAAAGCAGGACAUUGUUUUUUUUUUUAGAUUUCUGGCUUAAAAAUAUUUAAUGCAUUAGUUGAGAUUUGAGUUUUAGCUGUUGAAAAUACAAUUUUCUGUGUGCAAAUGUUUAGCACUUAAUAUUGUUUUCAUCAUAUUGUUUGCACAAGAAACAUUUUCUUUUUUGUACCUCAUCAUUUCAGUUGAAAAUGUUAUUCUUUUUAAAUUUGUUAUUAUUUACAGUAUAUAUUUUCAGA